GAGGCCAGAGGCCGGGUUGCUGUUAUUCACAGCGUACUGAAGAUCUAGACAGAAGGGCCAGCUGGAGUGGUGGCCGGCUAUAAAGAUCAAAAGAGAGCCGAGCUAUAAUGGGGUUUUAAUCACAGCUCUACCCCUGGGUGGUGCUGGGCAAGUCUCUGGCCCCUGAAAACCUGCUCUUUCUGUUGCUUUGUCUGCCGAAGACUUGGCAAGCUGAGCUCUGCUUUCGGUUGGCUCAGCCUCAUAACUCUGAGAGCAGAGUGUCACUUUAGAUAGAAAUGUCAUCAAGAGCUUGGGAAGAAAGGGCCUCCCUAUCCAGUAUGGACAGGAAGGUUGCAGUCCAUGAAGAUGGCUAUCCUGUGGUCUCUUGGGUCCCUGAGGAAGGAGAGAUGAUGGACCAGAAAGGCAAGGACCAGGUGAAGGAUCGUGGCCAAUGGACCAACAAGAUGGAGUUUGUGCUGUCAGUGGCUGGAGAGAUCAUUGGCUUAGGCAACGUCUGGAGGUUUCCCUAUCUCUGCUACAAGAAUGGAGGUGGAGCUUUCUUCAUCCCCUACUUCAUCUUCUUCUUCAGCUGUGGCAUCCCAGUGUUCUUCCUGGAGGUGGCACUGGGCCAGUAUAGCAGCCAGGGGAGUGUGACUGCUUGGAGGAAGAUCUGUCCCCUCCUCCAAGGCAUUGGCAUGGCCUCUGUGGUCAUCGAGUCUUAUUUGAACAUCUACUACAUUAUCAUCCUUGCCUGGGCUCUCUUCUACCUGUUCAGCUCCUUCACCUGGGAGCUUCCCUGGACAACCUGCACCAACUCGUGGAACACAGAGCACUGCGUGGACUUUCUGAAUCACUCAUCGGCCAGAGGAGUGAGCUCUUCUGAGAACUUUACCUCGCCUGUCAUGGAAUUCUGGGAGAGACGGGUUUUGGGUAUUACAUCGGGCAUCCACGACCUGGGGUCCCUGCGUUGGGAGCUGGCCUUGUGCCUCCUGCUUGCCUGGAUUAUCUGCUACUUCUGCAUCUGGAAGGGGGUCAAGUCCACAGGCAAGGUUGUUUACUUCACAGCCACUUUUCCCUACCUGAUGCUGAUUAUUCUUCUGAUCCGGGGUGUCACCCUUCCUGGAGCCUACCAGGGCAUCGUCUUCUACCUGAAGCCAGACUUGCUCCGUCUCAAGGACCCCCAGGUGUGGAUGGAUGCGGGCACCCAGAUCUUCUUUUCCUUUGCCAUCUGCCAGGGGUGCCUGACAGCCCUGGGCAGCUACAACAAGUACCACAACAACUGCUACAGGGACUCCAUCGCCCUCUGCUUCCUGAACAGUGCUACCAGCUUCGUGGCUGGGUUUGUUGUCUUCUCCAUCUUGGGCUUCAUGUCUCAGGAGCAGGGAAUACCCAUUUCUGAAGUGGCUGAGUCAGGUCCUGGGCUGGCCUUCAUUGCCUUCCCCAAAGCUGUCACCAUGAUGCCUUUGUCCCAGCUGUGGUCCUGCCUCUUCUUCAUCAUGCUCCUGUUUCUAGGGCUGGACAGCCAGUUCGUCUGUAUGGAGUGCCUGGUGACCGCUUCCAUGGAUAUGUUCCCUCAGCAGCUCCGAAAGAGUGGCCGGCGGGAGCUGCUGAUCCUCGCUAUCUCUGUUUUGUGCUACUUGAUGGGGCUCCUUUUGGUCACAGAGGGCGGGAUGUAUAUCUUCCAGCUCUUUGACUACUACGCCUCCAGCGGCAUAUGCCUACUCUUCCUCUCCUUGUUUGAGGUGAUCUGCAUUGGCUGGGUGUAUGGGGCCGACCGUUUCUAUGACAACGUGGAAGACAUGAUUGGCUAUCGGCCAUGGCCCUUGGUGAAGAUCUCCUGGCUCUUCCUGACUCCUGGCCUUUGCCUGGCCACUUUCUUCUUCUCCUUGAGCAAGUAUACACCUCUCAAAUACAACAAUGUCUACAUGUAUCCUUCUUGGGGAUACUCCAUUGGAUGGCUCUUGGCUUUCUCCUCCAUGGCCUGUGUCCCACUCUUUAUCAUCAUCACCUUCCUGAAGACCCAGGGCUCCUUCAAGAAGCGUCUUCGAAGACUCAUCACACCAGACCCCAGUCUGCCCCAGCCAGGGCGGCGCCCACCACAGGAUGGCUCCUCUGCUCAAAACUGUUCGUCCUCUCCAGCCAAACAAGAACUCAUUGCCUGGGAGAAGGAGACUCAUUUGUAGGAAGUGCCAGAGGCCAGGUGACUCCAGAGCCAGGAACCUGGUCAAGGCUAGCUCCUCCCAGGGGUAACCUCUGCUGCACCCUGCUGUGACCUCUCAGGUCUCCGGACACCCCUGCCAGUCUUCUGGGAGCCACUCUUCUGUUCAGCUGGAACAGCUUGUCACCUCUCAGUCCUUUCCAAGUGAGCUCUAGGAAGCUGAGUCUGCCAAGUGUUUUGAACUCAACAUCUUGACUUUCUGGAUUAAAAAACUAAGAACCAGACAGGCAAAGUGAUAUUUUCAAGGUCACACAGCCUGUCAGAGCCCUAGACCUUCCUUGAACUUGCUGCUCUCAGCUGAGGCGUGUGAGCCUCCAGCAUCACCCCUGCAGCAGCUAACAAGCCUGCAUGGAUCACCUGCUGUGA
Molecule: messenger RNA, 2563 nt
Organism: Mus musculus (house mouse)
Lineage: Eukaryota; Metazoa; Chordata; Mammalia; Rodentia; Muridae
Gene: Slc6a12
Product: solute carrier family 6 (neurotransmitter transporter, betaine/GABA), member 12
Exons: 15
Coding region: 276-2162 (628 amino acids)
Biological process (GO): neurotransmitter transport
Cellular component (GO): plasma membrane; basolateral plasma membrane; membrane
Molecular function (GO): gamma-aminobutyric acid:sodium:chloride symporter activity
Source: RefSeq, marked validated